AUUCGCUGUAAAAUAAACACGAGUCGAAAAAAAACCAAAAUUGCCGAUUCUUAAAAAAUAUACAAACAAAAAACCUUUGAGACUUAUAGUCUCGUAAAUCUAAGCUUCCUUGACACUGCCUUUCUAGCGCUAUAUGUUUAUACACAAAGCGAGUUUCUUGGUAAAUACUAACCUGUUCUACUUCUUUCCCCAGCAAACAUGUUGACCAGGCUUUUUAGUGAGACCGGGCUCAUCCCCGAGGUCCAGAAAUUCGCCACCUGGUCAGAUGACUGUGGAGAUGACAUGAGUGACAAAGACGAUAGGGAUGAGAAGAGCCUACAAGAUGCCCAAACUGAGGGAUCCCUCAGUGAGAGCAAAGAGGACCAGGACUUAGGUGGAGAUGAAGAUGAAGAAGAAGAGGAAGAAGAAGGGACAGAGGAGACAGAAGGAGAGAGGCCCAAGAAAAGAGGUCCUAAAAAGAGAAAGAUGACCAAGGCUAGGAUGGAGAGGUCCAAGGUCAGGAGACAGAAGGCCAAUGCCAGAGAGAGGAACCGCAUGCAUGACCUGAACUCAGCCCUGGACAACCUGCGAAAGGUGGUCCCUUGUUACUCCAAGACCCAAAAGCUCUCAAAGAUAGAAACUCUUAGGCUUGCCAAGAACUAUAUUUGGGCUUUAUCUGAGAUUCUAAGGUCGGGUAAAAGGCCUGACCUAGUGUCCUAUGUGCAGACCUUGUGCAAGGGACUGUCCCAACCCACCACUAACCUGGUGGCUGGAUGUUUGCAGCUCAACUCCAGGAAUUUCCUAACAGAGCAAGGCCAAGAGGCUGGGAGGUACCAUGGCCCAAACUCUUCCUUUGCCAUGCACCCAUACACAUACCCAUGCUCCAGGCUCUCAGGCUCCCAGUGCCAGUCUAGCACCAUGGCCAACUCCCACCCAUUGAGAAGCCAUGGCUACUGUGCCACCUAUGAAUCCCUGUAUGGCAAUGCGUCUCCGGAAUACAACAGCUCUGAGUAUGACGCUCCUUUAAGCCCACCACUGUGCAUUAAUGGCAACUUCUCCCUUAAACAGGACUCUUCCCCGGACCACGAUAAAAAUUACCACUAUUCUAUGCACUACUCCUCCCUGCCCUCCUCCAGGCCCUCUGGACACAGCCUUCUGUUUGGCUCUUCUGGGAUGCGUGGUGGGGUCCACUCUGAGAACUUAUUGCCUUACGAUAUGCACGUCCAUCACGACAGGGCCCCCAUGUAUGAGGAACUAAAUGCAUUUUUCCAUAACUGACCCACCCCACCCCCUCUUUCCACGCGUGACUGUGCAUUUUGUGCCAAGAAUCUGUAAUGGUCAACUGGAGGAAAAUAGCUAACUUCUAGUUAUUAUGGAUAACCCAUGUGCUCAACUGGUGGGUUGUAUUGGGUGACCUUGUGAUUCUCCAACCAUGCGUUGUGAUGGGUGACGAUGUCCUACCGUUAUGAGUUGUGUUGGAUGACUGUGUUGUCCUACACCCAAGAGCUUUCUGGGGUGACCUUGGUGUCCUAGAACCUAGAGCUUAGUACACUGACCUUGAUGGCUCUACAGCUGAGAUAUUUGUUGAACGAUCUGGGUGUUUCUACAGCUGGGAUCUUUGUUGGAUAACCUUGGUGGUCCUACACACGUGAGGUCUUCGUUUGCAGACCUUGGUUAUCCUACAACUGAGACCUAUGUUAGGGGAUGACCUUACUCUUCUACAUUUUAGAAUUUCUAAUAGGUGGCCCAGGUGUUUUACAUCCAAGAGUUGGAAGAACUAUUCCAGACAACCAUAAGCACUAGUUGAAACAUUCUAAGCCCCUCGGUAUUACGCAGUCAUGUUCGCAGUGUUUUCACAAUGAGAUCUCCAUCCGUCCACUAAGGUUGGACCUAGUUAGACCCCACAAAAUUUGCACACAGAACCCAAUUUUCUUUUAAGCACUUGUUCAUGUAUAGUUGUAGAUGUGUAUCCUCUGAACUCCCUCCACUAGUCCUCCCCCGUUUAAGACCAGGUGCUUUUCUCCAGGAGCUAUGACACCAGAUCAAUCACGUGAUUACAGGGGUCCACCCCCAAGGUGCAAUAAAUUUAGAGAUAAGCCUCACCCAUUUGGCAAUAGGAGCUACUGUGUAAAGUUUAAAUUAUUGGAGCUGCAGAUGACUUGUGUUAAGGUUAAAUUAUUGUAUACAGAAAGUCAGGAUUAUUUACUAAAUUGAGAAUUAAAAUUAAUUGAAAGUUAAUUUCAUUUGUAAAGCCAUAUUAAAGCAUAGCUGGCUAUUUUGACCUUAAAUGUGAAAUUCGCCUUGCAUUCACUUAGAAUUCUCACUUUAAUGAAUAAUAUUGUGUGUUUCUGCAUAGACAGGAACAGAAAAAACACAACACACACACACACACACACACAAGCACGUCUGUCUUCUGUUUACGUUUUCCUGAAGCUCUGUGCCAAAUCACUGGUACAAAGGAAAUUAAACCCAAAUUCAUCUUGCAGAGAGAACCUUUAUUUUUUAGGGCAAUAAAGUGCAAAAGAAAUAAAAACAGAAACGAAAGAAAAAAUAAAUAAAUCUAUGCAAUAUGAAAUUCAAUUUAUUUAAAAUGUAUUGGCAUGGGGGCCAAGUGAACACGUGACGAUGUGCAAUUUCGGUUAACCCUUUGAAUGCCUGAGUCAUUUUUGCAAUGUAUAGCGACAAAUAAGGUGUUGCUGCUUUCUCUGGUAAUUAGAGGGUUAAAAAGACACGUGACAAACAAUUCAGUCUCCUGCGUUAAAAAUUCAGCUAACAAACAACACAAAACAAAACAAACAAAAAAAUAUUGUCGUAGACCACUAUAUGUUCUUUUAUAAAAACCGUGUGUCAUAUAGAUGGUUUUAUCUGUUUGGGAUUUAAUUUUAAAAAAAAAAUUCAUAUUGCCAGAACGAAUUUUUUUUGUUUUGUUUUGUUUUUUUUGUUAAUUUUAUGCAUGUAGAACAGAAGGGGGGAAAAAAUUAACGAAGUUGAAGAAAAAAAAAAAUAUUAAUAUGCAAUAUAUAU
Molecule: messenger RNA, 3003 nt
Organism: Pelobates cultripes (western spadefoot toad)
Lineage: Eukaryota; Metazoa; Chordata; Amphibia; Anura; Pelobatidae
Source: the annotation of a GenBank genome assembly